This is a messenger RNA of Heteronotia binoei (common prickly gecko), 2724 nucleotides long. It is a transcript of the gene ZBTB17, whose product is annotated as zinc finger and BTB domain containing 17. Gene Ontology annotation, biological process: regulation of transcription by RNA polymerase II. The record is from RefSeq and is a predicted model, not a curated record. Lineage: Eukaryota; Metazoa; Chordata; Lepidosauria; Squamata; Gekkonidae. The transcript is spliced from 15 exons. Bases 108 to 2543 code for a protein of 811 amino acids. Gene Ontology annotation, molecular function: DNA-binding transcription factor activity; protein binding; RNA polymerase II cis-regulatory region sequence-specific DNA binding.
UAAGGCGAUGCCGCUUCCGCCCGGCUCCGAGAUGGCGGCGCCCUUUGUCUGUUCCGUGUCACUCUGAGUGUCGCCGCUGCUCGUCGGGAUUAUGUGACGCGCGCGGGAUGGCAGCCAUGCACUUCCCUCAGCACAGCAAGCGGGUCCUGGAGCAGCUGAACCAGCAGCGGCAGCUGGGCCUCCUCUGCGACUGCACCUUCGUGGUGGACGGCAUCGACUUCAAGGCCCACAAGGCGGUGCUGGCCGCCUGCAGCCAGUACUUCCGCAUGCUCUUCGUGGACCAGAAGGACGUGGUGCACCUGGACAUCAGCAACGCCGCAGGGCUGGAGCAGGUGCUGGAGUUCAUGUACACAGCCAAGCUGAGCCUGAGCGUGGAGAACGUGGACGACGUCUUGGCCGUGGCCAGCUUCCUCCAGAUGCAGGAGAUCAUCAGUGCCUGCAACACGCUGAGGGCGCUUUCGGAGCCUCUCUCAGAAGCCAGCCCAAGUCCGGAAGGCCCCUCGGCGGCUGGGCCGGAGAAAGCCGCUGGCGGGACUGCUGCAGGGGGGGGUGCCCCCCAGGAGGCAAAGGAGGUCCUUCCAGCUCCGCCUGGAGGGCUCGAGAAGGCUGAGGAUCUUGCCCAGGAGGUGAAGGAGAGCGAGGGGCCUGAGGGGCAGGCUGGCCCCAGAGCUACAGAAGGCUCUGGCUGCUUGGGUGCUCCUGUGGGUUCCCCGUGUCCAGACAGUCCAUCCCUUGCACAAAGUGGCUCGGCACCAAAGCCGCCCUCCUCUGGGGCCAUCGAGGCUGACCCCCCUGCCCUGAAGCUUCCUGCGGAGCUGGAGGUGGAGCUGGAGGAGCCCCUCUCGGAGGCAGAAGCCGUCUCUCGGACCCCGGAGCUGAAACGGGCCAAGCUGGCCAAUGGCAGCGCCCCCGAGGAGGAUGAGAACGAUUCUGGAGGCACUGACUCUGGGCAAGAGAACGGCACCAGUGAGCUGAGGCUGCUGCGCUCAGGGACAUACAGCGAGCGGACAGAGUCCAAAGCCUACGGGUCGGUCACGCACAAAUGUGAGGACUGCGGGAAGGAGUUCACGCACACGGGCAACUUCAAGCGGCACAUCCGCAUCCACACAGGGGAGAAGCCCUUCUCCUGCCGAGAGUGCGCCAAGGCCUUCUCGGACCCAGCAGCCUGCAAAGCCCACGAAAAGACGCACAGCCCCCUGAAGCCCUACAGCUGCGAGGAGUGCGGCAAGAGCUACCGGCUGAUCAGCCUCCUGAACCUGCACAAGAAGCGCCACACGGGGGAGGCCAAGUACCGCUGCGAGGACUGCGGCAAGCUCUUCACCACCUCUGGCAACCUGAAGCGCCACCAGCUCGUGCACAGCGGGGAGAAGCCCUACCAGUGCGACUACUGCGGGCGCUCCUUCUCCGACCCCACCUCCAAGAUGCGCCACCUGGAGACCCACGACACGGACAAGGAGCACAAGUGCCCCCACUGCGAGAAGAAGUUCAACCAGGUGGGGAACCUCAAGGCCCACCUGAAGAUCCACAUCGCGGACGGGCCGCUGAAGUGCCGGGAGUGUGGGAAGCAGUUCACCACCUCAGGCAACCUGAAGCGCCACCUGCGCAUCCACAGCGGAGAGAAGCCCUACGUCUGCGUGCAUUGCCAGCGCCAGUUUGCUGACCCGGGGGCUCUGCAGCGCCACGUCCGCAUCCACACGGGUGAGAAGCCGUGCCAGUGUCUGAUCUGCGGCAAGGCCUUCACCCAGGCCAGCUCGCUCAUUGCUCACGUGCGCCAACACACCGGGGAGAAGCCCUACGUCUGUGAGCGCUGCGGCAAGAGGUUUGUCCAGUCCAGCCAGCUUGCCAACCACAUUCGCCACCACGACAACAUCCGGCCGCACAAGUGUGGGGUCUGCAGCAAGGCCUUUGUCAACGUGGGGGACCUUUCCAAACACAUCAUCAUCCACACAGGGGAGAAGCCGUUCCUCUGCGACAAAUGUGGCCGCGGGUUCAACCGUGUGGAUAACCUUCGCUCCCACGUGAAGACGGUCCACCAGGGCAAAGCAGGCCUGAAGCUGCUGGAAGACGGCGGUGGGGAAGAGGACGAGCUCAACAUUGUGACCGUGGCCUCCGAUGAGAUGGUGACCCUGGCCACAGAAGCCCUGGCGGCCACGGCUGUCACUCAGCUCACAGUGGUCCCCGUGGCAGCUCCGGUCACAGCAGAUGAGACAGAAGCGCUGAAGGCCGAGAUCACCAAGGCAGUGAAGCAGGUGCAAGAAGCGGAUCCCAACACCCAGAUUCUCUACGCCUGUGACUCGUGCGGGGAGAAGUUCUUAGACGCCAACAGCUUGGCUCAGCAUGUGCGCAUCCACACGGCACAAGCCUUGGUCAUGUUCCAAGCAGACACAGACUUUUACCAGCAGUAUGGCGCUCCCACGACGUGGCAGUCCGAGCAGGUCCUCCCCUCUGGCGAGCUCCUCUUCCGGACACGAGACGGGCCUGAGGCCCCACCCUCCGUCACAGAGGCCCCACAGCCCGCAGGGACUGCUGAUUCUGCAGAGUGAAACGGCAGCCGGGGGGAGGGGGGCGCACACGCUGUUGGACUCUGUCACCUGUCUUGGCACAGCAGCACUGGCAGGGGCGAGGAAAGCUACAUCCUACUACUGUAAACAAAGUUAUUUCUGUAUGAGAGAGAAUCUACAUCUGUGUUAAUAUUUAGAUGAAAUAAAUGCCCUUAUUUUCUAA